AUACUGAAGUUUUCGCCAAAUUGACAUUGUAUUUGCGAAAAGGUGAAAUGUUUUUGUCAGUCAAACAAAAACUCCAGACUGGUUUGAUUUCUUCAUGAAAGAGGCGGGAAAAUUUUAUGUUUUGGUUUCUGUUGUUGUGAAAUUCUCCAAACAAAGUCAAAAUUCUUCUGUGAGGACAAAUUCUGCUGAUGCACAAUGAACGACUACGCAUUAAAUAAACGCUUCCAGGAGCUGAUCACCAAACUGAGAAGCUUAAAGGAGAAACAGGCAAAUACGAAGGAUUCCUUUGGGGGCAUUAUGGAGUUUCUUGGAGAAUUGCCAAAGCUCAAGGCGAAUCAUUUGGUGGAAACAGUUGAGUUUUGCGAAGAAUUAAUCCGUGAUCAGGAAUCUUCUUUCAUUGCCUGGAAAGAUAUUCUCCCGCCUGUCGUGGGAGCCAUCAAUAAACUUCCCCAGAUCAGUGUAAAUGGGAUUUCAAUGCCAGGUGGAGAGUACCGGCAGAAGAUCAUAAUGUCCCUGACGACACUAAAGUGGCAAACGGAGAUUGUCAUCCCACUGGCUGAGAUGUUCCGGGAGAUGGUGAUUACGAAGGAAGAACGGGAACGUGUGAUGAAGAAGCUUUGCGAAUCACUCCCCAAAGUCACCCCGGCAGAAAUUCCUUCUCUGGCAUACCAGCUAUUUUCACUCAGCAAAUCUCCCGCGCUUCUCAUUAUGCCAAUUCUCAGUUUGCAGAAGUACUUCAACACAUUCUACUACAAGAAACUCUAUGAUGAUCUCCAGACUAAUACAACAGAUUUUGAUUCAAUUGACAUGCAUUCGGACAAGGAAAUGCGUAAUUUUGAGGAAACUGUCCUCUAUCAUCUGAACAAUAUUACAGAAUUCUCCAUGACUGAGAAGGAGAUUGUAGCAUCUUUCCGUGCUGUGUCUGCUACACCGAGCUACAUCCUCACACCAUUUGUCACCACAGCUCUCCUCACGAUAUCCAAGAUUAACCGGCAGAUUGAGAUGAAUCGCCUAUCAACAUCCAUUGUGCUGCCCUUCCUGCGAUCAGUCAUUAAAAAUGCUGAGAAAGAGAAGCAAAUGGCCAGGGAAUCUGCAUGGUGCAGGAGCACAUUUAAUCGUGAUUUCGUCAACAUCGAACGACUCUUUGAGAUUCUUUUUGAGCAGAGCAAACUCGGCAUGGAUGUGGUGACACCGGGUUUUGUAGGACUACUCUUUACACUACUAAAAUCAAAGAAUCAACCUGAUCUCAACACGAUGGCCAUCAACCUCUUGCAGCAGUUUCUGAAGAAACGACAGCACUUUGGACGGGGUAUUGUGAAGCAUCUCUUGGAAUUUCUCUUGGCAAACUACGAAGCUUCCCAAUUGGCUGAAUGUAUGAACUCACUGAGCCUUACAAGUACCCUCGCUGUGUCUGAAUGCUUCGAUGGGCUGAAGAAUAUAAUGGACUUUUUGCUUAUGAUUCCGGGUCAGCAGGCAAUGCGAAUUGUCACAUUUAUCUUCCCACUGAUAAAGAUCUCCUUCGCCACGAGGGAUUAUCUGAUAGACACCCUAAGGACUGCAACAUUCUCACACGAUGAGAGCACAAGAACCUUCGGGAUUUAUGGAUUCUGCACACUGCUCAAGCAUCUGAAGAAUAGCAAUUCCCGCCGGGUUGGCUCUACCGGUACUGGGCUCAUGAGUCAGAUUAGCAUCUCGGGAUUCUCAAUGAUGUCCCAAGCUACACUGGGCAACCAGGGAAAUCCGAACCGGGACUUUGAUAUGCUCACAAUGGAAAUCCUCGGAAUUCUCCGAAAGGUCUUCGAUGAGAGUGUUCAGAUGAAGGAGAUUCUCUACGAUACUCUCCUGCGAGCGGUUGAUCGUAACGUUCAACUUGCUCCUCAUGUUCUCUUCUUCAUUGAUUUCCACUUCCGAAAUUACCUCGAAGUCGAUGAGCUCAAUUUCAACAUUAAAUUCAGCGAAUUCAUCACGGAGCGUGAUGGUAAGAUCGAGGUAUGGGACAAUUUGGGAGCCCUGAUAUACUUUGUUGGAUUUUCCGUUGUCACAUCCGACAAAUAUGAGCUUCCGUACGAUACAAAGAUACUCCGUAAAUUGCUGGACUUCCUCGUGAAUCGUAUUGGGAAUGUUACUUUUGAGAGUUUGGGCAUAACUGGAGCAGUUUCCCCUCUCAACAUUGCCCUCGCCACCCACUUUAUCUACUGCCUCGAAGGUGUGAUGGCCUAUUGUGCACUGGCGGCAACUCCUGCUAAUCAAUAUCUGGAUAAAAUCAGCAAGAUUUUCGAUCACUAUGAGAAAUGCACCAAGACUCUCAAGGACAUGUGGGAAAAUCUAAAGAAAGCAACAGGGAAGAAGGGGAAGAAGUUGAAUCUCACAAAAACCGCCAUAGCCACACAGAUGACUCAACUGCCCCAAUUUACUCCAGGGAAGCCUACAACAAAUAUUUGGGAUUUUGCGACGUUGGAGAGAUUUCUGAUUGUUAUCUACGAGAAAGCCAACAUCUACGGAUCAACGCAACAUAUCAACUCAAUACGAGAAAAUCGUGAAUUCCACUGUCAUGUCCUUCGGAUUACACGAGACUUCAUCAAGGAUUUCUCAUCACAGCCAGAGUACAAGCAUGUUUCCCACAGUCGACGACUCUUCAUGCUUCUCUGCUCAUCUUCAAAGAUUCUCUUUGAACAUUGCGUUAAAAAAUUGAUUCCAAUUAUGGAAAGAUUUGAUGUGGAAGCAGCAAUGCUGGGUGUGGAAUCCUUCAAGCAAUGCCUCAUAACGGCAGACAGCGUCUACAAGAGAAAACUCAGCGAAUUCUUGCGCUUUGUAACGAAUCAAAAUCAAUCCAUCCCGGAAAAUGUGGGGAUUAUUGUCAAGACAGUUGAGGAACUUCUGCUGAAAUGUCUCGAGGAGAAAUCUCUAUUCGACAUUGAUGCCAAUUCCCGUCAAAUUCCAGGGAUUUUGCUUUCAUGCCUGGAGAUGCUCUACUCCCAUAUUCCAGCAGAACGUCCUGAAGCAUUAAAUGCCUUCGAUUGGCUCCACAAAUUCUGCCAGAAUCACACAAUUCACAGCAAAGGUCUGGAUAAUGUGCACAAAAUGCUCUUCCAGCAGCACUUAAAAACGGAUGAAGGUCUAUUCCUCAGCACAGUGGCCUCGCAACUGAGCAAUGUUAUGGGAACAUUUGGGGCGGACCUCGAUAAUCCUACACCAUCGAAUCUCAAGUCUAUUGAAGCUGAAAACGCAGAGAGUUGCUUCAUGAAUUUGGUGCAAAUACUGAGGAAGGAGCUCUCCGAUGUGGAUUACUUGACUCUCAAGAUCAAGAGUAUUCUGGCCAAGAUAAAGUUCAUGGGUACAACCAAUUCCGAUGAUCAUACAGAACCCCUGAUCACCAUGGAGAAGGCAGUUUGUAUGCAUCUCAUCAAAGUGGCCAAUUGCAUCCUAACGCUGUCGAAUAUUCAAAUCAAGCUGGGAAAUCCCGUUGAGGGGAUACUGCGUCUCAUUAUCUCCUACUACGUUGCAGUGACUAAUGUCACUAAGCACCUCACUGUGCGACAUCCUCUCGUUCCGGUGAACUUUUCAGCUAUUCGCUUUGAAAAGUUGGUCCAAAUUACUGGAAGUUCUCUCUCAAAGGCCACCUAUGCCCUCAUUACAUACAUCUACGAUCUCUUGUCUCCAGCAGAAUCUGAAGGAACAUCCGCAAAGAAUUCAAAAAAGGAAUCCGUUGCUGUUGUUGUGCGCAACACUCGCUAUCUGUCCACGGUAAUCCGAGAAAUGGAGAAUUUCAACAAGUUCGUGAGGAUGCUCGGACGAAAAUCAAAGAACAAAGUACUGGAGAAGUACCUCCAUGAGGAUUGUGUACGUGAUUUCCGUAUCAAGAAGGAUCAACUGAGAGAUGUUAUUGAUGAUGAAAUUGAGGAUUGUUCCUCCCCGGAUGAUGAAGAAGAUAUCGGCAGCUCAUCAAAUGAUGAUGAUGAUCAAGAAAUCACUUCAAUGGAAAUUCAUCCAUCUGGCAGCAGUGGAGCCAGCACUGUGCAGGAUGUUCUCCCAGAAUCUGAUCACGAAGACGCCAUACGUCGCAAUGUACGAAAAGUUCGCAACAAGAUGAAGAAGACAUCGGAAUCAGUAGAUGAUUCCCCCAAUAAAGCUACGAAGAAAGCAAAGGCUCCGCUCAAAUUAAACAAGAGAGCUGCUGGAAUUGUCGUGAAGCCAUCCCGAAAGCCCUCAGAAGACCCCGAGAAUCCCCCGAAGAGAGCGAGGAAGUCAGCAAAAUAAGUUUUUUUUGUUAAUUUUAUUUUUCUUUAUUUUGAAAUAAAAAAUGGGCACAUAAGUUGAAUUCAAUUGGAAGAAAUAAAAUACGGUUUAUUAAGCAAUUAACACA
Messenger RNA from Lutzomyia longipalpis, 4363 nucleotides. RefSeq names its product Fanconi anemia group I protein homolog (gene FANCI). The transcript is spliced from 4 exons. Gene Ontology annotation, molecular function: DNA polymerase binding. Lineage: Eukaryota; Metazoa; Arthropoda; Insecta; Diptera; Psychodidae. Gene Ontology annotation, biological process: DNA repair. The record is from RefSeq and is a predicted model, not a curated record. Bases 196 to 4257 code for a protein of 1353 amino acids.